GUGAACACCACCUUCUUCCGUCUGUUUCGGGUGAAUCUGAAGAACCCAAUUUGUCCAUAUUGGAAGAGUGCAGAUAGCGACAAGGAGGACACCUCCAGCGGCGGAACGUGCAGCGGCACGGUGCCCGUCUUGAGCAAGAAGCCAGCCUUUGCCCAAAAAGGACUGGGCGCGGGACUGGGCUUCAGCAGCGCCGCUGAGCCAGCUUCGGAGCCGGGUUGUUCCGUCGACUCCGAUGGCAGCAACGCCGCCGAGGGCGGCAUCGACAGAAAGCUUACCAUCCAGGAGAAGGUGGCUCAGCUGGAGCGUGACAACGAGACCGAGCCCUGUGAGUUCGAGGAGGAUUUGCCUACCUACUGGGUGGACAUGUGCUCUGGCGAUCACAUGAAGGGCGUGGACUUGGAGGACGUGAACUUGAUCAAGAACCCAGAGCGCAACACCGGGUACAACGGCUCUCACAUCUGGCAGGCGAUGUACAACGAGAACUGCUUCGAAGUCGGCAGUGCCAUGCCUCGUGGGCGCUUCGGGACGAAGGAGGCGAUGUGCUACGAGGAGCGCGUCCUCUAUCGGCUGCUCAGCGGCUGGCACGCAUCUACCUCUAUCUCCAUCUCGAAGAACUUCUAUGCACCAGGAACGAAGCAAAAAGGCGCUUGGUCACCGAAUCUGGAGCGGUUCAUGAAGGACAUCGGCGAACACCCGGAGAGGGUGAAGAACCUGCACUUCUCCUUCGUCGUCCUCCUCCGGGCCGUGAAGAAGGCGGCACCCUAUCUGCAAAGCUACUCCAUCCACACGGGGGAUGAGAAGGAGGAUGGCGUGACGAAGCUUCUGAUGGCGAGACUUCUCGACUCCCAGCUGCUGUCACUCUGCUCACCGCUCUUCGAGGCCUUCGACGAGACGCGGCUCUUUCAUGCACCGUCAGAGCAGCGGAGCGCCCUGAAGCGGCAGUUCAAGAGCGUCUUCCGGAACAUCACCGAGCUAGUGGAUUGCGUUCAGUGCCAACGCUGUCGGCUGCAUGCGAAGCUCUUUUCAUUGGGCUUGGGCACAGCUUUGAAGAUCCUCCUGAGCCCGCCGGACCUCAUCGCUAGUACCACCUCCCGGGACGACGUGGUGGCCCUCGUCAACGUCUUGUGGAAGCUCUCCGAAGCUAUGGAGGACGUGCGCAGCCUGACGCAGCAGUACUACGAGGUGAGCGCAGUGGCCCCCUCGCAGCCGUCGCCGGCCCCUGCUGGUCAGAAGACGGACGUCGCAGUUGCGAUGGAGGCAGACGCCUCCCCGAUGGGUAUUGGCACGAGGCGACAGCUCCUGGACGCCGCCUUGGGCGCCUCCCGGCGCUGCAGCCUCAGUGCCGAGGACGAGGAGCGACUCUUAGACUUGCUCGUCGCGCAAGGGCAAGUCGGCGAGGAGAUCCUCCUACUGGCAAAGCACUAUGCGGUAGACAAGGCUGACGUUUUCUGCAGGAUGGCUAUAAAGGCCGCGCAGGGGGCACGCCGAGGAGCCCCUUCGCUGGUACCUGCUACGAUACCACAGGCCAACCUCGGUGAGACCUCCAACCCUGCCGAUGCCGUGAUCGUCGGUGGUGGCCUGGCAGGGAUGGCUGCGGCCAUGUCCCUGCUCGAUCGCGGGGGCAGCGUGGUGAUGAUCGAAAAGCAGCCCUACCUGGGCGGCAACUCCGGCAAGGCUUCUUCAGGCAUCAACGCCGCUCUUGAGACCUCGGUGGAGUCCUUGGUGGCAGACACCACGAAGAGCGCCGGCAAGCUGGCGAGGCCGGAUCUCAUCGAGCGCCUGGCGCAGGAGUCCUCGGAGGCGGUGCAGUGGCUGAGGGACCGGACCAAAGUGGACCUCUCCAUGCGCUCGCAGUUGGGCGGGCACACCGCCAAGCGAACGCUGAGACCUUCCAAUGCCUUCGUCGGUGCUGAGCUCACUUUCGCGGCAGGGCAGGUGUUAACGAAGAUGGCCACGGAGCGAAACGGCCGUUUCCGGCUGCUUCUGAAGUCCAAGUGGGUUGGCCUCAGGAGGCAAGACCAGUCAGGCGGCUGGGUGGCCGAGGUUGAAGCCAACGGCACGAAAGUCGACGUGCACGGCGCCACGAUGGUAGUGGCCUCCGGCGGUUUCGGCCACGAUUCCAAGGAGGUGGAAAGCCUGCUGCUGAAGCAUCGUCCCGACUUGGCGGACUUUCCGACGACGCUUGGUGCGCAGACCACGGGUGACGGGGUGAAGAUCGCCCGCGACAUCGGGGCGAGGUUGGUGGAUAUGGACCGUGUACAGCUGCAUCCGACCGGCUUCGUGGACGUCAACAAGCCCACUGAGACGACGAAGACCUUGGCCGCAGAGUUGCUCCGUGGCGUGGGAGGCCUCCUGCUCGACAGGAAUGGCCGACGCUUCACGGAUGAGCUCGGGACGCGGCAGGCCGUGGUCAACGCCGAGCUGAAAGCGGCCGAGGAGGAGCGGGCACUAGCGCAGCCUUCACCUCCCAGGGCCUUCGCCAUCGUCCUGAACGGCAAGGCCGCAGCGAUGGCCGACCGGCACACGACGCUCUAUUCGAAGAAGGGGUUAUUGAUGAAAGUGGAUGGCAUCGCCGGUGUCGCAGAGAGGUUUGGGUACCAGGUCGACGUGGUCAACGCGACCUUCACUGCGUACAACGAGGCAGCGAAGGAAGGGAAGGACGAGUUCGGACGGACGGUUUUCCCUGCUGGGCACUUCCCGAUCGAGGCGGAUGAGAGCUUUUACGUCGGCGAGGUCGUCCCCGUCAUUCAUUACACCAUGGGCGGCAUCGCGAUCAACCCGGAAGGUCAGGUGCUGGACCAGAAGGGUGAUCCGAUCCCCAAGCUCUAUGCCAUCGGCGAGGCCAGUGGCGGGGUGCACGGUGACAACCGCUUAGCGGGCAAUUCGCUGCUUGAGUGCACGGUGUUUGGUCGGCAUGUGGGCCAGUCGCUGCCCAUCCGCCCGCGCAGCGAUGUGCUGCGCGACCAGCCUGCACCAUCACCCGCCCCUGAAACGACGUCAGAAGAGCUGCCGCAGAUCUCUGCAGAG
Symbiodinium sp. CCMP2456 is the source of this 3027-nucleotide messenger RNA. NCBI's taxonomy places the organism in Eukaryota, Dinophyceae, Suessiales, Symbiodiniaceae. The record is from the annotation of a GenBank genome assembly.